CCACCCCCACACAGGCCGCCCGGCUCCCACGGGCCAGCCACCACCGCAUCAUCAAUAUUUCAUUGGCGUCAGUAAGAGGCAGCAGCGGGGACGGCGGCUGCGGCAGCUCUCACGCCAGCUCCAGCCAAGCUCACCGGCCAGUCGGAAGGUCCAGGCUCCCGCCCCUGCCACCGCCAUGGACGUCUUCAAGAAGGGCUUCUCCAUCGCCAAGGAGGGUGUGGUGGGAGCCGUGGAGAAGACGAAGCAAGGGGUGACGGAAGCGGCCGAGAAGACCAAGGAGGGCGUCCUGUAUGUGGGGGCCAAGACCAAGGAAGGUGUCGUGCAGAGUGUGACCUCAGUGGCAGAGAAGACCAAGGAGCAGGCCAACGCCGUGAGUGAGGCCGUGGUCUCCAGCGUCAACACCGUGGCCAACAAGACGGUGGAGGAGGCGGAGAACAUCGUGGUCACCGCUGGGGUGGUGCAGAAGGAGGAACUGGAGCAGGCUGCUCCCACUCAGGAGGAAAAGGAAGUCAACGUGGAAGAGGAAGCAGUUGAGGAGGCCAAGAGUGGGGGCGACUAGAAGAUGCCUGCCAGCCGUGGGGGCACCAAGGAACACCCCUGUGCUGAACCUCAUCCUCUCCUGGCCCUGGAGUCAUCCUGCGCCUCCUGCCCCCCACCCCCCGUCUCCCUUCGUGUCCCCGUCAGCUCUCCCCUCCCCCCUCAUGCCCUCUCCUCCUUCUGACCUCAUAGAUGCUGCUGUAGUUUUUUUCAAGUGAUUCCAAAUAAAAUUAAAGUCCCUACCCC
This is a messenger RNA of Sorex araneus (European shrew), 783 nucleotides long. It is a transcript of the gene SNCG, whose product is annotated as synuclein gamma. The coding region runs from base 176 to 559 and encodes 127 amino acids. Gene Ontology annotation, biological process: synapse organization; synaptic vesicle endocytosis; chemical synaptic transmission. The record is from RefSeq and is a predicted model, not a curated record. Gene Ontology annotation, molecular function: cuprous ion binding. The transcript has 5 exons. NCBI's taxonomy places the organism in Eukaryota, Metazoa, Chordata, Mammalia, Eulipotyphla, Soricidae. Gene Ontology annotation, cellular component: axon terminus; neuronal cell body; cytoplasm.